CCCUGCUUUCAUAAACCUCGCAAACGUCAUGUGUACAGUUCAGUCAGGCCUUAUACAUUUGCAGCUUUCUGUUUUCUGAACGGAGUCAGAGAAACGUCGUUUAUUUCUCUUGUCAUCGGUUACAAAUCUUUCGGCUUCAUUUCCUGCAAAGUUCAGACGUUGUUACUCGUGGUAAAAUAACGUAACAAUUUCUGGGCAAACACAGGAAAGGCCAGAGCUAGUAGAGGACGCUUUUCAACAGGAUUUUUUUUUUUCGAGAAACCAAGCAGACGAUUGAGCUGCUGAUGUCAGUUAACUCUGAGAAGUCGUCGUCUUCAGAAAGGCCAGAGGCUCAACAGAAGGUCCCUUCAGCUCCCCCACCCCCUCCACCCCCUCCUCCACUUCCAGAGCCAUCACCAACUGAGGCAGAGGAGGAGAUUCUAGGAUCUGAUGAUGAGGAACAAGAAGACCCUGCUGAUUACUGUAAAGGUGGUUAUCAUCCUGUGAAAAUUGGUGAUCUUUUUAAUGGUCGUUACCACGUUAUUAGGAAGCUGGGAUGGGGUCACUUCUCUACAGUAUGGCUCUGCUGGGACAUGCAAGGCAAGGGGUUUGUGGCGAUGAAGGUGGUAAAAAGUGCUCAGCACUACACAGAGACAGCUUUGGAUGAAAUAAAGCUACUCAGAUGUGUGCGAGAAAGUGACCCCAGAGACCCGAACAAGGACAUGGUUGUGCAGUUAAUUGAUGACUUUAAGAUCUCUGGCAUGAAUGGCACUCAUGUCUGUAUGGUUUUUGAAGUUCUUGGCCAUCAUUUAUUAAAAUGGAUCAUUAAAUCAAACUAUCAGGGUGUUCCUAUUCAUUGUGUUAAAAGCAUUAUCCGCCAGGUUCUUCAGGGUUUGGACUAUUUGCAUAGCAAAUGUAAAAUUAUCCAUACUGAUAUUAAACCAGAAAAUAUUUUGAUGUGUGUUGAUGAUGCUUAUGUUCGAAGGAUGGCUGCAGAGGCGACAGAAUGGCAAAAGGCUGGUGCUCCUCCUCCAUCUGGCUCAGCAGUGAGUACUGCUCCUCCGCAAAAACCAAUUGGCAAAAUUUCCAAAAACAAGAAAAAGAAACUUAAAAAAAAGCAAAAGAGACAAGCUGAGCUUCUUGAAAAACGACUUCAAGAAAUAGAAGAAUUAGAACGAGAGGCAGAGCAAAAAAAGACAGACGAAACUGUAUCCUCAACAGUUCUUUUAAAUGAACAGGACUUGGAAGGUCACCCUGAAGCUAAGAUGAAAACCGUAUGUCUUGAGGAUGCAACUGAUGAGGAGCCUGUUAAUGAACAUGAAAGGGGAGGUAAAGAUGAAAAAGAAGACACACAAAAGGAAAAUGUUGAAAAGGGUGAUGGAGAUGAAGAUGAAGAUGAUGAUGAUGAUGAUGAUGAUGAUGCUGAGCCAGAACUGGUUGACACAGAUCAGACAUGGAUUGAAUCUCCUAAAACAAAUGGUCAUUUGGAAAAUGGGCCUUUCUGUGUUGAAUCACAGUUGGAAGAUGACGAAGAAGAUGAUGAUUGCCUUAACCCAGUGGAAUUCAAUUUAGAUGAAUCAAAUGUAGAAAGUGAUUAUACUUAUAGCAGCUCAUAUGAACAAUUUAAUGGUGAAUUGCCAAAUGGACCGCAUAAAAAUUCAGAAUUGCAGUUUUCUGAGUUUUCGACCUCCGUAUUUCCUGAGGCUUUGGAAUCUGCAGCAUGUGGUUUAGCAGUUUCUGAGGAAUCUGCUCUCACAGACAGGGAUGAAAGUAGGUCUUGUCAAGACAGAAGCAGGACAGUUUCAGCAUCGAGUACUGGAGAUUUUCCAAAAACAUCUAAACUUCAAGCUGCCGAUUUGCUGGUGAAUCCUCUGGAUCCUAGAAAUGCUGAUAAAAUAAGAGUCAAAAUUGCAGACCUUGGAAAUGCUUGCUGGGUGCAUAAACACUUCACUGAAGAUAUCCAAACCAGGCAAUACAGAUCAAUAGAAGUUCUGAUAGGGGCAGGGUAUAGCACACCCGCAGAUAUCUGGAGUACAGCAUGUAUGGCAUUUGAACUGGCAACUGGUGACUAUUUGUUUGAACCCCAUUCUGGAGAAGAUUAUUCACGAGACGAAGACCACAUAGCACACAUCAUUGAGCUUCUAGGCAAUAUCCCAAGACACUUUGCUCUGUCUGGAAAAUAUUCUCGGGAAUUCUUCAAUCGCAGAGAUCACAUAGCAUUGAUCACUGAACUGCUGGGAAAAAUCCCUCGAAAAUGUGCUAUGUUGGGGAAAUAUUCCAAGGAUUUUUUCACCAAGAAAGGAGAACUGCGACACAUCACUAAAUUAAAGCCGUGGAGUCUCUAUGAUGUUCUUGUGGAGAAGUAUGGCUGGCCUCAAGAAGAUGCUGCUCAGUUUACAGAUUUCCUGACACCAAUGCUGGAAAUGGUUCCAGAGAAGCGUGCGUCUGCUGGCGAGUGUCUCAGACAUCCUUGGUUAAGUUCUUAGCAAAUAUUGUAGGCUUGAAGCUUUGCUCUGUUGCUGCAUACCUACUUGCUGACUGUGACAAAAUGUUAACAGCAGCAUAAUAUUUGAGCUGGUUUCAUCUCAGUCCCAUUGAUUUACCCCAUUUUACUUUUUGUUAUUUAAAUUUUUUGGUGUGUUUAGUAUUUGUUGGUACUGUUAGCCUUUGUGUCUGCUAUUCUUAUCUGCUCUAACUUAUCCACUCUGUAUUGGGUAGGGGAAAAUUUGUUUCUAACCAUAUUUUUCCAUAUUAUGUGCUGUUCGGAUGUCUAAUAUUUGAGCAAAUAGAGUUUUUUUUCCAUGUCUACAAGAUUUUGUAACUAUUUAUGAAGAUACGUUUUAGGUGAUGUUUGCGUAAAUCCUUGCUUUUGAAAUUCAAAAAAAAUAAAUAAAAAAGGGGCCCUAAAUAUAUGGGCACAGUACAUUUUUAUUGUUCAGGAGAUAUUACCACUCUUGUAUUAUAUUCUAUGUACAUUCACUUUGUAAAUGUUUUCAUUAAUAUCAAUGCUAAGAGAAGGCAAUAGUAUGAUGUGGCACCUUCUGGUACUCUUGACAGUUAAUUACAUGAAAUGAUAUUUGAAUUCCAAAGCCAGUCUAGGUUACCCUGUUCAGUUUAGCAGCAUGUAAUGUCAGCUUAUCUCUGCUUGUUCCCUGCAGGUGACUGGUCUUCUGAACUUGAGUUGCAAAGUAAUGCCUUUUCUUCUCAAACAAUUGACUUGAAUGGCACUUUAGGGAUGCUUUUGCAACAAUCCUAAAAUACAUUUUUUAGAUUUUUAAAAUUUGUGUAGCAGCGUUUCCAUAUCCUUAUUAAACUGUACAGAAAUAUGAAUAGCAGACUUAGUCUACCCUCUAGUUAUAUUUAACAAAUUUGAUUUAUUGGUACGGAAAUCCUUGCCCUUGAUGCUUCUCUAAUUCAUAGAAAAACAGGGCAGUUCAUCUCAAACCACUAUGCUUCAUUCUUAUUUUAGAGUAAAUCUAUUUGUAAUAAUUUUCCAAUUUUGUAUAUGUUAUUUACAGCAACUAGUGUUUUGUCAGAGGUUAUACUCAAGGAUAUUUGGGGUUUUUUUUUUUUCUAUAGGAGUGUGAUGGUGCACCAUUUGAACUUUGGCUUAUGGCAUACAGGGCACAUUUCCCCAUUCUUUCCUAGGUGUGGGAUAAUGCCCCAAAUCACCCCUUGCUGCUUUCCAUAUGGUAAAAUGUCAGUUGCCUUAAAGUGCCAGAACUGGUGUUGAUCAGCCAGAUGCUCCAGUGUUCAAUUCUUAAUUGCCAGAAAAAUGGCAGUGCUGCUGUUUUCAGGCAGUUGUUCUUUAGCUUUGUGGCAGGCAGCAGGGGAAGGUUAUGGCUCCAUUUCUCAUCCAGACAAAACACCUGAAAUUUGUCUCAUGUCCCAUAGACCAUAGUGUGUGACAGACAGGCCAGUUGUAAAUAUAUACUGACUGAACUUUAGGUUACAUGAUUUGUAAUACCCACAGAUAACACACAUAAGGUGUUUACUGCAUUAACAUCAGAAAGACCUCAAUAACAUUUUGUGUGUAAAUUGUGUAAGGUAACAUGUAUUAUAUGUUUGCAGAAAUGCAAAGAAUAACAGAAAACAAAGAAUAAAGAUGUUAAUGCAAUGAUUUUGCUCCACAGUGUGUAGUGCAGUGGACAAUGUAGCUCAUUCUGGUGUAGCAUUCUGAAUGUUAAAUAGCCAAUUUCACAAUUGCUUAGGUGUACAGUACAUAUAAUUCAGCAUUAUUUUUUUAUAACUGAUUGCACUGGCUAUAAGUAUUUUGGAUAUACAUACUAUUUAGUAAUUCAUUUUACCUUAUAACGUUACUUUCAUUCAGGUGCAUUCCUGGUUCGAUUCAAAGCAAAAGAAAAAAAUAUUCUAGGUAAUACCGCUUUUAGGAUGUAUGUAAAUGUCCGUUUGGCCCUCUUUUAGUUAUUGGGAUGAAUGUAAAUUUCUGUUUUUACAAAUUAUGGUGCCACUUUUCUCUUAAACCUCUCAUUUUAAUCACAAGCCUUUGCAAUAAUUAGAUGUAAAAUGCCCCGUAUUGUAACAGUAACCAGUUGUGGUUUAAGGUGCUUGCAUUUGUCCAAUAAAAUGUAUGUUUUUCCAGAUAA
This is a messenger RNA of Xenopus laevis (African clawed frog), 4586 nucleotides long. RefSeq names its product SRSF protein kinase 3 S homeolog (gene srpk3.S). Gene Ontology annotation, cellular component: cytoplasm; nucleus. Gene Ontology annotation, molecular function: kinase activity; protein kinase activity; nucleotide binding. Gene Ontology annotation, biological process: intracellular signal transduction; spliceosomal complex assembly; regulation of mRNA processing. The record is from RefSeq and is a predicted model, not a curated record. The coding region runs from base 285 to 2465 and encodes 726 amino acids. The transcript is spliced from 16 exons. NCBI's taxonomy places the organism in Eukaryota, Metazoa, Chordata, Amphibia, Anura, Pipidae.